UACUUUCUAUUGUUUCCGGUUUUCCCUACUUUACUCUCUCUCUCUCGAUCGACCCACGCCCACACCUCACCCAGUACCCAUAGAAAAACCCAACCAGCGGAGAUUACGACGACGACGAUGUAUAUGACGACGAAGACAACGACCCAACCAAGCUCAUAAUCAAGAGGGAUGGCUUCCGCCGACUGGAGUUCGCUGCCGUGUGAGAUCGUGCAGGCCAUUGGAAAUCGAUUAGGUGCUAUUGAAGAUUUUCUCGCGAUUGCAGCGGUCUGUCUUGCUUGGAGAUCUGCCUUUUCCAACAAGAAGAUCUGGAGUCCGUGCAUUCCUAGGCUUCCCUGGUUGAUGCUCCCUCAAAGCGUUGAUGGCGUCGAUCCCUGGUUGCAGAAGAUGCCGCCACAAAGCAGCGGUGAAGGCAACCCCUCGCCCUUGGCAGCCGCCACAUAUUUCUUCAGUUCGGAAAGGAACAAGUUGUAUAUUAUCGACGUACCAGAGAUUUAUGGUAGGCGUUGCUUUGGAUCUCAAACUGGAUGGAUCUUCACUGUUAAUGAAUGUGUCCUUGACCAUGAGGCUCAUCUUGUAAAUCCACUAACCCGGUUACGAAUCCUUCUCCCUCCCCUAUCUUCCUUGAAGCCAUGGUUUGCGCCAAACAAUUUUGUGCGUAAAGCAAUUACCUUUCACCACCACUAUUUAGACAUAGUUGUUAUGGCUAUUUGCGGUGACAUUCGCAAGUUAGCAUUAGCCAGACCAGGAUAUUCAUCUUGGGUACCAGUGGAACUGGAAACCCCGUAUCCCUGUUUCGAAGAUGUCGUCUGCUUUGGUGGCGAUCAAAUCUUUGGGGUUCGAAAGGAUGGAAGUCUCGUGCUUUGUGAGAUUGAUGAUGAUGAUGAUGAUACUGCUACUCCUCCAAAAGCUAAGGCCGUUUCUUUUGCUCCGGCUCUUGGUCGGCAGCAGCUGCAGCGGGUAGAAGAGGUUCGGAAAAAAAAGGUUUACCUGGUGGAAUCAGAGGGAGAUCUGCUUCUGGUGCUACGACUUUGGAGAGAUCCUCCUCGUCCUCCUCUUCUUACUCAAGAAGUAGAUGUUUCCUCUUUUAUCAUCUUCAGGCUCAAUUUCGGCACCAGAGAAUGGGUCGAGUUGGAAUUGGGGAAUCGCACUUUAUUCGUCGGCGAUAGUUAUUCCAUGUCUUUCUCUGCAAGGCAUGGUCUCCGCUGCCAACCUCACAGCAUCUAUUACAGUGAUGAUCUUCCUCAUUGGAGUGGAUUGCAUUUUAACCGCAAAGCUCAAGCCCGACCCCAAGCCGGAGGACGAAUAGUACGUGACAUGGGUAUAUUUGAUGUGGGAGAUUCGACCUUCCGGUAUCGUUACCUUGAAGGUGUCGAUGAUGCCCGCCCCCCUUUGUUUUCACCCCCAAUUUGGGUGGUUCCCAGCUUUUAACUUAAUUAGAGCAUCUCCGGCCUCAAAUUUUAAAUCAAAGUUUACUCUAAAGGUUCAAUUUGAUAUGAGCAUCUCCAGUCCUUUACUCAGAUUUUCUAGGGCUCCGCCGUGCACCGACACAACAAUGCUCUUCACCACCGUCUGCUCGGCACCACCGUCCCCUGCUGCUGAACCCGAGAAAAAUCUGAGUAAAAGAGGCCAGAGAUGCUGGUAAUAAAUUGAGCUUAUACUCAAAUUUGAGUAAAAAAUUGAACAAGGGCGGGAGAUGCUCUCACAAGUUAAAAUCCUUUGCCUUUGAUCUGCAAUCUGUUAAUUUUCUUAACUUAGUUAUUUUUGUGAACUCAUCCUGGCCCUCCACGAGCAGCUUGCUUUGUAGAUACAUCAGUUUUUUUCCUUCUCUUUUGUUGGUUAUGGCUUGAUGUUCAUAGGAAUGAAUUUGAACUCUGGUCUUCAUUUGGUUAGUUACCUUUUUUAAUGUCAUGUAGCUGUUAUUGUUGGUGAAAA
Molecule: messenger RNA, 1932 nt
Organism: Rhododendron vialii
Lineage: Eukaryota; Viridiplantae; Streptophyta; Magnoliopsida; Ericales; Ericaceae
Exons: 2
Coding region: 169-1428 (419 amino acids)
Molecular function (GO): protein binding
Source: RefSeq, a predicted model, not a curated record